Molecule: messenger RNA, 615 nt
Organism: Entamoeba invadens IP1
Lineage: Eukaryota; Evosea; Mastigamoebida; Endamoebidae
Product: rab17, putative
Exons: 4
Coding region: 1-615 (204 amino acids)
Molecular function (GO): GTPase activity; GTP binding
Source: RefSeq, a predicted model, not a curated record
AUGGAAGAUCAGGACGAAACACUGCGGCUAAAAGUACUGGUCAUUGGACAGCCCGCUGUUGGCAAGACAUCAAUUUUACGACAAUUGUGCCAAGGAACAUUUGUAGAGGGGUACAGAGGAACAAUUGGUGUCGAGUUCUAUCCAUAUACACUUGAAAUACAAGGCAAAAAAUGUGAAUUGACGUUGUGGGAUGUUGCAGGGCAAGAGACAUCGAAGUCGUUGAGUCGGGCUUAUUACAAUGGAGCCCAUGGAGCAAUUGUAGUUUAUGACACAACAAACAAAGAAACAUUUGAAAGAACAAUUGAGUGGAAAAGAGAUUUAACUGAAAAGGUGCAAUACUCUGGAAUUGAUAUUCCAGUCCUUUUGGUUGGGAAUAAAAGCGAUUUGUUGGACGAGGAGAAUUUGGUCAAAGAGAAGAUGAAACUCAACCAAAAGGCGAGUUCGGAAGAAUACGUUACAGGGCUCAUGACGAGCGCAAAAAUGGGAACCGGAAUUAAAGAGUCUGUCACGGUACUUUGUGUGAACAUGCUUGAUAGAUUCAAAGACGUUUUUGAAAAGAAGGAAGACAUAAUCAAACUGACACCACAACAGCAUCAACAAGAAAGAUGUUGUUAA